Molecule: messenger RNA, 5300 nt
Organism: Lagopus muta (rock ptarmigan)
Lineage: Eukaryota; Metazoa; Chordata; Aves; Galliformes; Phasianidae
Gene: PBLD
Product: phenazine biosynthesis like protein domain containing
Exons: 9
Coding region: 104-970 (288 amino acids)
Biological process (GO): biosynthetic process
Cellular component (GO): cytoplasm
Molecular function (GO): isomerase activity
Source: RefSeq, a predicted model, not a curated record
AGUGACGAGCGGCUCCUCCCGCCGUCGGGGCGCAUAAACGGGGCCGCGCUGCGGGCAGGGCGCCGUGGGGAGACAGCGGGCAAAGGCCGGGAGCGCUGCGGCGAUGCAGGUCCCCGUUUUCACGGUUGAUGCCUUUACAAACCGGCCGUUUUGUGGAAACCCCGCGGCAGUUUGUCUGCUCGAAAAUGACUUGGAUGAAAAUUUGCACCAAAGAAUUGCGACAGAAAUGAACCUUUCCGAAACUGCCUUCAUCAGAAAACUGCACCCUACGGAUGACUUUACCAAAAGUUCCCGCUUUGGACUCCGAUGGUUCACCCCGGCCAAUGAAGUUCCUCUCUGUGGUCAUGCUACACUUGCCUCAGCUGCUGUUUUAUUUCACAUAAAAAAAAACCCAAACUCAGUUCUUACUUUUGUGACUCUGAGUGGGGAAUUGAAAACAAGACAAGAGAAAGACCAUAUUGUGCUGGACUUACCGCUUUACUCAACCUACCCACAGGAACUUCGGGAAGUAGAAGAAUUAAUAAAGGCUGCCACUGGUGACAUGAUUGUUCAAGAUCUCCGUUAUUCUCCUGACACAAAGAAACUCCUGGUCCGUCUCAGUGAUGCUUAUGAAAGGUCUGUGCUGGAAGAACUACAAGUGGGUGCACAAAGUUUUCUGUCAGCUGAAAAAACUGGGAAAGUGAAAGGACUCAUACUCACUCUGAAGGGAAAGCCCAAUGGAAAAGACAAAGGCCAUGAUUUUUACUCCAGAUAUUUUGCACCUUGGUACGGCGUGCUGGAAGACCCUGUUACAGGAUCUGCCCAUGCUGUUCUAAGCAGCUACUGGUCAGAGCAGCUGGGAAAGAAAGAAAUGCUUGCUUUUCAAUGUUCUCGACGUGGAGGAGAGUUGAAGAUUUCACUUCAUGAUAAUGGAAGAGUUGAAAUUGCAGGGCAAUUUGCUAUUGUAUUGAAAGGAAACUUGACUUUAUGAAGAAACUGACACUAACAGUAUCAUGUAUCACACCUUUAUAUUACUCAUAUUGUGUUGAUUAUAUCUUAGUUUUAGGCAGAGCACUACCACUGUCCUCUAAAAUCUUUGAUUACUUAUUGUCCAUUUUUAAAAAUUGCUUGAAAACGUUCACUUUUAAUCUUGAAGAUCCCUGGUAUCGUUUCCUUCACUUUCAUGUCAGGAUUUCAUCUGUAAACUGAUCUCAGAAAUUGUCCAAGGACAUCCCUCUUAUUUUUCUGCUCUUAAAUAAUUCGUUUUUUCUUUUUUUCUUUUUUUUCCCAGUUUCCACAUUAAAAGUCACUUGACCUUCUGGAUUGAUUUAUAAACUUCUUUAUGUGACAAAACAAUCAAAAUGACUAUAGUCAGCUUCCUUUCUCUGCCACAUAUUGGAAUGAUUCUUAUGUUCAUUAAUUUACUUGAAUUAAAACAUGAAGAAAAUACAAAAGGUUUGGAAAUAGAGCUCUUUUUUAUGAAUAGUACUUUUAAUGGGUAAAUGUAAUUGCUGUGACUUACAGUUCUGCUUAUUCAACACUUCACAUUUAUAACAAAUUUAAGAGAUUGGCAUAGUGAUACCCUGAAGACUGUUAAAAAAUGGAAAAAAAGAAAAUGUUAUUGAUCACUGUAAUGUCACUUACUUUUGAAGGACUGAGGGUUUACUCAUAAAUUAAAAGUUUGUUCUUUAAUAUUCUUCAGUGAGCAUGCUGCUUCAGAUGUCACUUUUUCCUUUAUUGUUCUUAUCUUUUUCUGGGUUUAUUAGGAAUACCCGAAGUAACUGAGGUACUCCAGCUGAAGUUCUGUUUUCCCUUUCAGAUCACCUUUUUCCUAAACUUUGAAUUAAUUCCUUAAUAGAGUCCAAUCCCCUGCUGAAGCAGGUUCCCUGCAGUGUGUUGCACAGGAAAGCAUCCAUGUGGGUUUUGAUUAUCUCCACAGAAGGAGACUCCACAACCUCUCUGGGCAGUCUGUUCCAGUGCUCUGUCAUCCUCAUAGUAAGGAAGAUCUUUGUUGUGUUCAGAUGGAGCUUCCAGUUUGUGCCCAUUGCCCCUUGUCCUGUAGCUGGGCAUUGCUGAAAAUAAUCACAGAAUCACCACCGUUGGAAAAGACCUUCAAGAUCAUUCAGGCCCACCAUCCACCUACCACCAGUAGUGCUCACUAAACCAUGUCCCUCCACACAAAAUCCAAACAUUCCUUGAACACCUCCAGGGUUGGUGACUCCACCACCUUCCUGGGCAGCCCAUUCCAUUGCCUGAAAAUAAUGUGUUGUGAAUUCAAAGGCAUUGUCACAGUGUGGGAACAGCUGAAUCUUAUAUACAGUCCUUUAUAAAUGCUGAAGAACUUAGUUGUGACAAAUUAUUGUAGUUCCAGAUAUUCUGAAUUUCAACAUUUUUAACUCACUGAAGCCCAAGUAUCUGGGGGCAAAUGACAGUGUGAAAAUCCUAGGAUUUAUUUAAAAUAUAAGUUCCUUGUUAUUGUGACUGCACAGAACUUAUUGAGUAUGUGAUUUAAAUGCCACAAAGCUUGAGAACUAGGUGGCAAGCAAAUCAACACAUUGAAAUGCAUGUUUUCCUGUGUUCAGGCUUGCUGAAGUUCAGGGACCUGAUAUACAAUUUAUAAACGUGGAGUCAUUGUAGGCAAGGCACUGCAAUGGAGACAGCUCAACAGCAGUGUCGCAGUGGCAUGUUUUGCAGUCACCUUGAUCUUGUCUUCUCAUAAAGCAAAUCACCGCUUUCCAUUUAGUGCCUUAGACCUCCUUGAGCCCUCCUGCAAGCUUGUUUUGCUGCAUUUGCUCCUUUAGUCUUGUUUAUAAAAGUGUGAGUCUAGUCCAUUGUCUGAGAUGCUUUCAAAAAAAAACAACAACCCACCUCUUUAAGAAUAUAAAUGAUCUAAAACAGCAAUUAUUGUUCAUCUGUUGACAUUUAACAAAUAGGACUUUUUUUCUUUCUUUCUUUCUUUUUUUUUUUAUUUUCCCAGGGGGUGCUAAUAAUGAACAAAGGCUGGAAAAUUUUAUGUAUCUCUGCUAUCUAAAUUUCCUGACUAAAUGAAUAAACUUGCUGCUUGAUGCAUUUUUUUUAAUGGUUUACUACUACUUAGUCUCUUUCAGUUCUGGAUAGAAAAAUCACCAGAGCUCAGGUGGGAUACUAUGCCGUAAUGUGUUUUUAAUCAACAGAUUAGUUAAUCAGCCAUGAUUAAUUAAUGAUGAAUUAAUUAUACCUUAUUGUGCAGUUCUGCUGCCUAAAUUGAGCUUUAAAGGAGUUAUUUUAUUAAUCAUCAUUGUGCUAAUUGCAGACACUUACAGAAGGAUCGCUAAUUAAACAUGCAGCCAUAUGCAAAGCAAGCAAGGCUGCUGAGAGUGGCAAGAAAAAGAGCAUUGAUUUUCUAAGUAGCAACUUUAUUAUAAUGAAAUAUUGUACAGUUGACCUGGUGAUCCUAAUUACUCACUAAGACUUAUUUUAGCACAUUGCACAUUUUCAGUCAACGGUAAACAAAAUUGUUGGAACAAAUUUUGUCUGACUUUCCUAAUGGAAAAAGUAUAUUGUGUGAACUUCAAACAAAAUUAGUUAGUAUUUGCGUGGUCUUGUUUCACAUUUUCAUUCAAAGUUUUUACCCAGUAGUUUUGCUAGUGAUAUAUCGUUAAUGAAACUUAACUGACUUAACUUUGAACAAGAUUCUGGAUGCUACUUGAUAGUUGCUAGCUUACCGUGGUGCCAAGUGUAAUGCUCAUUGCACUUGAAAUAAGUACUGAGACUCAAAGUUACGUGAGUUUUGCAUCAGAACGAGGAAAUCUGAAAUUUAAAUUAAUUUCUAGGAGCCAAAUUUAGCAUGGAAAAAGCAGAAACGAGACAUUACUUAAAGAUGGGUUUCUGGGAAGAAAAGUCAUCCUCAGCUUAAGCAGCGCGAUUUGUAGAUUGUUGUAACUCUACAAGAUUUGGCUGCAAGAACUUCAUGGAGAUGCCAUCAUUGCGGACUUCCUUCUUUUUUAUGCAAGUUGUUAGGUCUUUCACGUUAAUUAAAUACAAUUUAAUUUAAGAAACAUUUUUGUUGGACAGACUAUAUAGUAUGAUUUAAAUGAUCAGUGUAAAACUCAAGUGUUUACUGCGCAGAUUUCUGAAAUAGGAUCAUUACAAGGCUCUCCAUGUUUUGGAUAAAGAUCUGGCUGGAUCCAGGAGUCAAGACAUGAGAAUUUCAGCACACUUGCUCACUUUACUUCAUUGUUGUGUGCUUCAGAAGCCCAGCUCAUGUAGGAGAUGGGAAAAUGUAAAUGACUUAGAGGAAGAGAGCAGAAUAAGAAAAUAAUCAAUCAAACAAUAGAAACUGUUAAUCUGCUGCUAUAGAAAUGAAAGUGCAGAUAAAAGGGAAGAAAGAAAACCAGUUUUGUAUAUAAUAAGCCUUUUAACAGGUUUUCUUCAAGAAUUAAUGAAAAUCCUUUGCAUUUCUUCUGUGUUAACAGGGUGAAAAAUGACGGCAUAUAUUAAAAUCUUUUUCUGAAAUUGGAAAAUUUUGCUUGAAGUUGAAAUAGAACAUUUCACAAUUGUAUGCAUAACAAGAGGCUGUAGACAGGAGCCAUGUGUUCACAAGGAAUAGGAAGGGAAAUUAGCAACAGAUGAGAUGGUUAUUUCUGAGAAAUGAAAGAUUUCUUUGUCUCAGUACUCAUUAGAGUGAUGAGGAAACAUGCCAGGAACAGAGGGAACCUUCCCAGGAGAAGAAAUGGAAAACAGAAGAAAAUUGAGGGCGAUGAUGUAUCAAAUGAAAAUUAAAUUAGUUCAGUUAUUAACUGAGAAAUACCCAAAUUAAGCAGUUUGAUUCUGACUUCAGGAACUUUUUACUAAUUUGUGUUUGCAGAGGGGUAGAUCUGUCUUAAAAUCAUUACCAACCUUAUACAAUAGGACAGAACAAAGAAUUUUAUUUUCUGUCAUUGCUGAGUCAGUAUCCUUUCUUUAAUUUCCUUCUUUCCUUAUUCCUUCUUCAUUUUCCUUUAUUUCCUUCAUUUCCUAAAAGUUGCUGCAAACUCUACCUGUAAAGCUUCAAAAGAAUAUGGACAUGAAGUAUCACCAUCCUCAGUAGUAGGAAUAUGGGAGAAAAAUUGACUGGAGGUCAGUUGUAGCCUUUGAUAUUUAGACUUAGCAUCUAAAGCAGAGUACUGUAACUCUGAAUUCUAAAUGUUUCUAAAUUCAUUGGUUUCUGUAGAGAGAAAUUAAAUUUGAUUGUUGUUUUUCCCUUACUCGUUGGUGAGAUAGAACAUCACCUGGGUACAGUGUUCUCAGUCAUAUAUAGGUAAGUUUUAUGCACUUUCCAAGUGUUACGUGAUUUUUUUUUU